CCCUGGAUUAAUGACUGCGACAACCAUCAGCAUGGCAGCAUGUUCCAGUGCUCCAACACAUCCAAGGAUAGAAAUGAACCUCCUAGAAUACCAGGUCUUGUGCUCCCAGCUGGACAACACUCAACAGGAGCUUGAAGAUCUCAAGGAGAAGCUUCUUGCAUCUGAGCCUACUGCCUAUGCCCUGGACAAGCAGCUACAAAAACACCAAUGUGAGCCGUACAAAGUCAUCAUGCAGCGUGUGCUGGGGGAGUACAUCCAAUGUGAGGAGGAGCAGCUGGCAGAAAGCCCACCUAUCACCAAGAGGCUGAGGGAAUUCAAUAUCUUACUUCAACCUCACACAAGACAACUGAGGCAAUGAAAGCAGAAGCCAUGGGAAGGGAAAUAUGCCUCUAUCUUAAUCCAUCAGCAUCUCAAAGAUCUGCUCAAGUGGACAGCCCUGAGAGCUGCCUGAACCAGGGCCUCUGGGAUCGACUUUCUCAGGGACAUCAUCUGGCAGAGCACCACGCCCACAAGCUCAGUCAAGAUUUUCAUGACCAUCCAAAAGAGCAAGAACAACGAUCCCUGGCAUUUCUGGCCCUCAGUGUCAACAGUGAGCAACCUGAGAGGCAAGUGAAUGGAGUCCUAUUAGAUUCAUCAGCUAAAAGAACUGUGAUUGGAUGCUCCCUUUCUAUUGAAGAUUCCUCGCAACCCGAAGGGGUGAUGUUCAUGAACACUCAAACACUAGCAGCCACAAGUGUCAUGUCUUUGACCACCUGAUAAUGAAAGGAAAGCUGCAAUCAAGAAAAGUGGGUACGAUCAUGCAGAAUCCCAGGCUUCCAAUCUAGGAUGCAGAGCUGAUGCAACCUCUCUCUGGACUUACCCUAGUGGCCCAUAGGCUGCCACUCUGCCAGGCCCUUUUUCUGCAUCUCCUGUUGUCACCUUGACCUCUGCUGUCCUCUCAAUUCUGAGGCCAGAAGUUCCUCUGCACCCCCAGGCCACAACCAGCCCCAUAGUGCUCAUUUUCAUCUACGCAGCACCCUGAGAUGUGUAACAUUAUCAUCUUGUCUACAAUCAUACACUUCAUUUUCCUUUUCUCUCCCUUCCCUGUUCCUCAACUCCAUUGCCUCAUCCCUCUGAAGGCACUGACUUCAGAAAUCACUUACCCAUG
Molecule: messenger RNA, 1147 nt
Organism: Ochotona princeps (American pika)
Lineage: Eukaryota; Metazoa; Chordata; Mammalia; Lagomorpha; Ochotonidae
Product: neuroblastoma breakpoint family member 6-like protein
Exons: 7
Coding region: 355-756 (133 amino acids)
Source: RefSeq, a predicted model, not a curated record